AUGGGUGAAAACGAUGAUGAAAAAUUCAGUCAUGCUGGCCAGAUAUUUGAAAACUUUGUACAAGCAUCAACGUGCAAAGGUACUAUUCAGGCCUUUAAUAUUCUCACUCGCCAACUUGAAUUGGAUCCUUUGGACAAUAGAAACUUUUACACCAAACUAAAGUCAAGAGUGACCACGUGGAAGGCCAAAGCUUUAUGGAACAAGCUUGAUAAAAGAGCAAGUCACAAAGAGUAUAAACGUGGAAAAUCUUGUAUGAACACUAAGUGUUUAAUUAUUGGAGGUGGCCCAUGUGGCUUGCGGACUGCCAUAGAACUUGCCUUCCUGGGAGCCAAAGUCGUCGUUGUGGAGAAGCGGGACACUUUUUCAAGAAACAAUGUGUUGCAUCUCUGGCCGUUUACAAUCCAUGACCUCCGGGGACUGGGAGCAAAGAAAUUUUAUGGAAAAUUCUGUGCAGGAUCUAUUGAUCACAUCAGUAUUCGACAACUUCAGCUUAUCCUCUUCAAAGUUGCACUUAUACUAGGAGUUGAAAUCCAUGUGAAUCUAGAAUUCGUGAAAGUUCUGGAGCCUCCUGAAGAUCAAGAAAACCAAAAGAUAGGUUGGAGGGCUGAAUUUCUCCCUGUGGAUCACCCUUUGUCAGAGUAUGAGUUUGAUGUUAUUAUUGGUGCAGAUGGCCGCAGGAACACAUUAGAAGGUUUCAGGAGGAAGGAGUUUCGUGGAAAGCUGGCUAUAGCUAUCACUGCCAAUUUUAUAAACAGAAAUACAACUGCAGAAGCCAAGGUAGAAGAAAUUAGUGGUGUUGCUUUCAUCUUCAAUCAGAAGUUCUUCCAGGACCUUAAAGAGGAAACGGGGAUUGACCUGGAGAAUAUUGUUUACUAUAAAGAUAGUACUCAUUAUUUUGUGAUGACAGCAAAAAAGCAGAGUCUUCUGGACAAAGGAGUGAUUAUUAAUGACUAUAUUGAUACUGAGAUGCUCCUCUGUGGGGAGAAUGUGAACCAGAGCAAUUUGCUGUCCUACGCCAGAGAAGCUGCUGAUUUUGCAACCAAUUACCAGCUGCCUUCCUUGGAUUUUGCCAUUAAUCAUUAUGGGCAACCAGAUGUAGCAAUGUUUGAUUUUACUUCCAUGUAUGCAUCUGAAAACGCUGCACUAGUGAGAGAGAGGCACAGACAUCAGCUCCUGGUGGCGCUUGUUGGCGAUAGUUUGCUUGAGCCCUUCUGGCCAAUGGGUACCGGCUGUGCAAGAGGCUUCUUAGCUGCUUUUGAUACUGCGUGGAUGGUGCGGAGCUGGGCUCAAGGAAAGCCCCCAUUAGAAAUUCUUGCUGAACGAGAGAGCAUUUAUCGACUCUUGCCUCAGACUACCCCUGAAAAUAUUAACAAGAACUUUGACCAGUAUACCAUUGACCCAGGAACAAGAUACCCGAACUUGAACUCAAGCUGCGUUCGACCUCACCAGGUGAGACAAUUAUAUGUUACCAAUGAGUUACAACAAUGUCCUCUUGAAAGAGUAAGCUCCAUUAGAAGAUCAGUGAAUCUCUCAAGACAUGAGUCAGAUAUUCGACCUAACAAGCUUUUGACCUGGUGUCAGAAACAGACAGAAGGGUACCGUAAUGUUAAUGUCACGGACCUGACUACCUCCUGGAAAAGUGGCCUUGCAUUGUGUGCAAUUAUCCAUCGCUUCAGACCUGACCUCAUUGACUUCGAUGCUCUGAAUGAAGAGGACGUUGUCAAAAACAACCAGCUGGCGUUCGACGUUGCUGAGCAGGAGUUUGGGAUCCCCCCUGUGACCACGGGGAAGGAGGUGGGGUCGGCCGGGGAGCCCGACAAGCUCAGCAUGGUUAUGUACCUCUCCAAGUUUUACGAACUGUUCAGGGGCACACCUCUGCAGGCAGUAGAUGCUGGUGACAAGCAAAAUGGAGAAAAUAAUGAUCUUUGUUCAUCAAAAUCAUCGAACUUCAUCUUUAACAAUUACAUCAAUUUAACUUUGCCAAGAAAACGAGUACCAAAGGUUGAAGGGAAAACAGAAGAAAACGAGGCUAACAAAAAACGUCGAAAAGGUCUUUUUGGUGUCUUCGAGGAGGUUUCGGGCUUUUCAAGCCAAGGGACAAAUGCUGGGAAAGAACAGAGUGAUGGCAGAGAAGGAACGAACCAGAAUAAAGUUAAAUCAAUGGCAACUCAACUGUUGGCAAAGUUUGAAGAGAAUGCUCCAAAUACAAUUUUUCGGAGGCAGGAGCCAAUAGAUAGACCAGCCCUGCUCUCUUCUGACCCUCCUGUUAAUCCUCGCUUUGCUAAACCUAAGGAUCUGAGUCUUCUUCCACCUCAGCCAAAAAGGCAGUUUCAGGUGGUAGCUAGGAGUGAACACGAGGUCAGGGAACCCAAACAGUCUUUAAGUGGUUCUGAUCAUAUGGCCAGGAGAGCAAAGACUGUACAAAAACCAGAUACCGAGCCCAGUCUGUCAGGAACCUCUGAAAAUCUCGCAUCUGCCUGUUCUGCUGCAUUUGUACUUUCUGGAGUGCUUGAGCGGCUUCAGCACCUGGAGGAAAAAAUGAAACAGAAAAGAGCUCAGAACAUAGCAAAUAGGGAAUUCCAUAAAAAGAACAUUAAAGAGAAAGCAGCACACCUUGCCUCAAUGUUUGGAUACAUGGAGUUCCCAAAGAAUAAGCUACCUACUAAAGGCUUAUCCCAUUCUCAGCCCCCAACUCCCUCUUGUCCUCUACCUCAUGAUUCAGCUGCUGCCUCUUCUCCAUCAUCUGUCGGUUCAGCUUCCCCUGCUGUUCCUUCUAGACAGAUGACUGUAGGAAAGGUCUCGCGUGCAAUUGGAGCUGUGGCUGAAGUUCUUGUCAAUCUGUAUGUGAAUGAUCACAGACCCAAGCCACAGCUUCCCCCCCUUGAACUGAAUCGGUCUGUGGACAGAGCUGCAGGUUCUUGCCCCAUUCCUCAUUCAUCUCCUGCCUCCACUGCGCAGAGCUGUCAGGUAUUGGGAAGCAAAGGAUCUCUGCGAAAAGAAUUUCCUCAGUCUAUUGGGGGGAGUGACAUUUGUUAUUUCUGCAAAAAACGGGUAUAUGUUAUGGAGCGGCUGAGUGCAGAAGGCCACUUCUUUCACAGAGAGUGCUUCAAGUGUGAAAUAUGUUCUACAACACUCCGUUUAGGAAUUUAUGCCUUUGAUGUUGAAGAAGGUAAAUUUUACUGUAAACCUCAUUUUACACACUGCAAAAUCAGUAGCAAACAUAGAAAGAGAAGAGCAACGUUACCGCUCCAGGGGAAGGAGGCAACAGAAGCAUGGAAGAAAGAGGAACCCAAACCCUCAGAGACCACCACAGAAAGCACUUUGUCUACUGCUAGCAGUCCAGAGGACAGGUCUCCAGUCCAAUUCAUCAUUCCGGUGCUGCACCCGCUCACUGGCUGAAGCCUUUCUGCUCUCAGAGUCUUCCUAGCUCUUCCUGGCCAGUGAGGAUUCUGUCCUUCUCCUCCUAAAUCUUCUGUCUUCAUUUGACUUUGUAAUCUUAACUGAAUAUUUUUAUUAAAUAGUUUUUAACGCUGUAUUUAAAUUUUCACAUGGAAAUUCUGUAUUUUGCACACAGUGAAAAUUGUUUUAGCUUUAUUUAUGAUAUCUGCUGUAAACAAAAAUA
Molecule: messenger RNA, 3622 nt
Organism: Pterocles gutturalis (yellow-throated sandgrouse)
Lineage: Eukaryota; Metazoa; Chordata; Aves; Pterocliformes; Pteroclidae
Gene: MICAL2
Product: microtubule associated monooxygenase, calponin and LIM domain containing 2
Exons: 26
Coding region: 1-3399 (1132 amino acids)
Molecular function (GO): FAD binding; protein binding
Source: RefSeq, a predicted model, not a curated record